Messenger RNA from Heterocephalus glaber (naked mole-rat), 4857 nucleotides. RefSeq names its product zinc finger protein 436 (gene Znf436). Lineage: Eukaryota; Metazoa; Chordata; Mammalia; Rodentia; Bathyergidae. Gene Ontology annotation, biological process: regulation of transcription by RNA polymerase II. The record is from RefSeq and is a predicted model, not a curated record. Gene Ontology annotation, molecular function: DNA-binding transcription factor activity, RNA polymerase II-specific; RNA polymerase II cis-regulatory region sequence-specific DNA binding.
CAAGGGGCACGGUCUUUAGACGUGGUCGGAUACCUCUACAGGGUUAACAGCAACUUAGUCCAGACAACCGGGUAGUGCAGCAGACCACACUCAAACGCAGGACAGGCGGCGCAGGGCCUGCCGGGAGUUGUGGUCGGGCUGCAGGAUUCAAGUGCCGCGGGAGCCCCUGGGAGCUGUAGUUCGCUGAGUGCAAGUGCCUGAGGCGCAGCUGGGAGGUGUAGUGCGUGGGCGGGGCCCAAAGUUGAAGCGCUGCUGCCUACUCCCCCGGAGAGUGGGCGGCUGCUGCUUUCCUCUUUGGCCUUGGCUGUCAAAUGAGAGCUAAUUGCAGCGAAUCUCUGCACAAGCCAGCACCUAAAUUAAGUCUGAUAUCACGGAUAAUAAGAUCUGACUCAAGAGACGCUUUGUAGGGACAUGAGGAAAAGUAGGGCCACCUCCCUUGCUUAAACAGGCUGUGGUCUCCAAGGGAAAAAAGCGGAAGAUACUCCGCCUUGACUAGGAGGAGAACGCACUUCCUUCUUCACCCUUUUGUUCUUUUCCCUCCUCGUCCUGGCCCCCGACUGGCCUUUGUACGCGGGAGUGGAACUCCAACUCCCGGCAGGCCACCGGGCAGGCGCAGGCGUGGUAGAGGUGGCCGGACACGCUGCAGGAGGUGGACCGAAUGCUCGGCAUCUGAUUGGUACGAUGUUUUGAGGGUUUAGUAUGCUGACUGGCUGGGGCAGCUGCCGGAAAGGACUCUGCCUGGAGAUGGAAGAGCAGAGGCGUUCUGUGGGCUGGGCUGAGCCUCCUCCCUGAGACAGCAUCGGACUAUCCGGCUAACCGCCGUUCCCAGAGGGAUCCAGCUAGCGCUGCAUGCUAGCUGCUUUUCCUGCUCUCCCGGGAGGCGAACCGUUGUGCCCGAGAUGGCAGCCACCCUGCUCAUGGCUGGGAGCCAGGGACCUGUGACAUUUGAAGACAUGGCCAUGUACCUCACCCGGGAAGAAUGGAGACCUCUGGAUCCUACACAGAGGGACCUUUACAGAGAUGUUAUGCAGGAGAAUUAUGGAAAUGUUGUCUCAUUAGAUUUUGAAAUCAGGAGUGAGAAUGAAGUAAAUCCAAAGCAAGAGAUUAGUGAAGAUGUAGAAUUUGGGACCACAUCUGAAGGACCUGGUGGGAAUGUUGAGGAAAAUCCUGAAAGUGAAGAGACCUUUGAAAGCAGGGACAGGUCAGAAAGACAGUGGGGAGAUUUGACAGCCGAAGAGUGGGUCAGCUAUCCUCUCCAACAAGUCACUGAUCUGCUCGUCCACAAAGAAGCCCACACAGGCAUCCAAUAUCACAUAUGCUCUCAUUGUGGAAAGGCCUUCAGUCAGAUUUCAGACCUUAACAGACACCAGAAAACCCACACAGGAGACAGACCCUAUAAAUGUUAUGAAUGUGGAAAGGGCUUCAGCCGUAGCUCCCACCUCAUUCAGCACCAGAGAACACAUACUGGGGAGAGGCCAUAUGACUGCAAUGAGUGUGGGAAAAGUUUUGGAAGGAGCUCUCACCUCAUCCAGCACCAGACAAUCCACACUGGUGAGAAGCCUCACAAAUGUAAUGAGUGUGGGAAAAGUUUCUGCCGUCUCUCCCAUCUAAUUCAGCACCAGCGGACCCACAGUGGAGAGAAACCGUAUGAGUGUGAGGAGUGUGGGAAAAGCUUCAGCCGGAGCUCUCACCUGGCCCAGCACCAGAGGACACACACAGGCGAGAAGCCUUAUGAGUGUAAUGAAUGCGGCCGAGGCUUCAGCGAGAGGUCUGAUCUCAUCAAACACUACCGAGUGCACACAGGUGAGAGGCCCUACAAGUGUGACGAGUGUGGGAAGAAUUUCAGUCAGAACUCUGACCUUGUGCGGCAUCGCAGAGCCCACACAGGGGAAAAGCCAUACCAUUGUAAUGAGUGUGGGGAGAACUUUAGCCGCAUCUCACACUUGGUUCAGCACCAGAGGACCCACACUGGAGAGAAGCCAUAUGAAUGCAAUGCUUGUGGGAAAAGCUUCAGCCGGAGCUCUCAUCUUAUCACACACCAGAAAAUUCACACUGGGGAGAAGCCCUAUGAGUGUAAUGAGUGUUGGCGAAGCUUUGGUGAAAGGUCAGAUCUAAUUAAGCACCAGAGAACUCACACAGGAGAAAAGCCCUACGAAUGUGUGCAGUGUGGAAAAGGGUUUACCCAGAGCUCCAAUCUCAUCACACACCAAAGGGUCCACACAGGAGAGAAGCCUUAUGAAUGUAGCGAGUGUGAGAAGAGUUUCAGCCGGAGCUCAGCCCUUAUUAAACAUAAGAGAGUUCAUACCGACUAAGUCUUGUAACUGACUGGGAAAUGAUUCACUUGAAGGUACAGUUUUAUUUGAUAUCAGUGAAAUCCCUUAUAAUGGAGAUCCCUUUCUCUACUGACUAUCCUAGUUGUGAAUCACAGUUUCAAACAUCAAAGAAGACAAUCUCUUUGAAAUUCUGACCCAUUUCCUACAAAAUAAUAAUUUUUAUUCACUCAAUAUUAAUGGAUUACUUCAUCAAAUCAGCCCCACAAGUAGUUGGAAAUCUGAAGACCAGGGGACAAAUGCUGGUGCAUGCUCAGGCCUGGACAUGGAGUAAAUCUUUAAAAGUUAUCUCUCCCAGCCUUGGGCCAAAAAGCUCUGCUAGGAGAAUUGUAAUAGGGUGGUCACUGCUGCCUUGAGAAAAGGCAACCAGACUUGGUGUGAGUUGCCACAUUUAGUCACACCAUAGUAGUUGGGCACAUGCUUCCACUCCAAAGGGCUUUUUCCUUGAGUUGCUCACACAUUUCUAUCUUUCCAUCUUCCAGAGAGCAGAAUUCUGCAUGAUGAAGGCAAUGAUCAACUUUUCUCCUUCUCAUUGUAUCUACUUAAAUUGUUUAAAACGUGCAUCUUUGUGAAAGCUAACUGAAGAUACGGUGUGAAAGGAAAAAAGACACAGGUUUGAGGACCAAGGACCCACUGAUGCCAUUGAUGGUAGUAGCUUUAGCAAAAGAUGCCCACUGCUGUUAUUGUCAUUAAUCAGGUUUAUGAAACUGAAGAACAUUGUAGGGAAAAUAUCUUCAAGGCAAGAUAGUACCAUACGUGAUAUUGGAGUAAAAGGAACAAGUGGAAUUGACCUUCAGGGAAAGAAGCACAGUCAUUUCCCAAGGCACAUGGGUCAUUUCUGUGUUUAUUCCACUCUAAUCUUUAAGAUUGAUUCUCCCUAUACUGCUAACUCUAGGGUUUGAUAGGGCCACACCUCAGUGUUUAUCUUAGCUUGCAUAAUGGCAUGUAUAUGUACAGUGAAAUGUGUACACUUUGGUUUUUUCUAAUAGCAGAAACUGAAUUCACAAAGAAUGAGCAUGUUCUUGGGUGAUAUGGAUCAUGUGACAGAACUAACAGACAUAUAACUCCAAUGUGAGAAAUGUCCUUUCCAUUUGUUAUGGAAAAAAAUUUAAACACUAGUGUUUGAGUGUGCACUCUCUCGUAAGGUUUGUCUUUGUACAGAACUAAGCACUUGUUUGUAUGCAUCCAUCAAUUGUGAAUGAUAAUGACCAGACAAAUAGGUUGAUUGUCCUAUUCUCAGAUGAAUUGUGUUCUGUGCCAAUGAAGAACUCAUUGGCAUGGUCGGAAGGAAUUAAUAAGCCUAAGUAGGAAUGUAUCUCCAUCCCCCCCGCCUACAGAUAUAAGUGGUUAAAAUAAUUGACCCAAUCUCAGCCUCAUAAUGUCAGUUCUUAUCUCUGCCUGAGUAGGAAUUAGUAUAUAUUCUAAAUGUCCUUAUCCAAACCUGUGGGGAUGGGAAGGAAUGGGUGCUGAGAAGCUGAGACUGAAGUAAGGAAUAUAUUUUCUUUUGAAAGUGUUCUGAAUGUAUUUCUCCUGUGCUUUAUUGUGAAUGUUGUAACAUUUUAAAACUUUUUUUUUCCCCAUAGCUCUUUGAAAUUUGGUGGUAAAGGAACCAGUGGUCUCUCUUGGGUAGUGUACCAUAGUGAGUUACUGUAACCCAGAGCUGGGUGAGAAUGCCUCACCUGCAAAUGCUCAAAACAAAACAACCACUCAAGGAAGGUUCCUCACAUUGCCACUCCUAUUUAAAUACAAACUUGGUUGCAGGGAGCGUGUUUUUUGUUCUAUACAAAAUCUAGCAGACUGUGGGUAUUCAUAUUUGAAUUACUGGGUGACAUAUAUGUUCUUGGUAGCUAAACUCAAAUUUAUCUUCUGUAUCAGUGUUACGGAUGGUUUUCAUGGAUUUCAACAUUUUCCUAAUGCUUCUUUGAGCCACUACGAGUGUCAUCUUGGGAGUGGCAACAGAGACAACACCUCUGUGACCUGACUGUUUCAUCCUCCUUUCCUCUGCUGCUCUCGUGCCCCCUCCCAACCUGUUCCUGCUUUUUGGCUUCUUAGAGGUGAAGGGCUUAAGAAGAGACUUGAGUCUCCUGUUCCCAUCUUUCCAUACAUGUACACUCUAGCUGGGAAGUUUAAAGGGCAAAGGCCACACCAGCUCUGUCUCCUCUUUCUGCCAAUGGCUGCCCAUUUGGUGUGCUGAACUUCAUGUAGAAGUCCUGCAUCAGAGGCUCUUUGCUAGUGGUUUUUGCAUGCCUUCUGCUCCCAAGCCCCUGGCUGCUUCUGCACAAACCCCAAACACUCUGUGCCUGUUUCCUAUGGUUGUGGAGAGUGAAUAAACAAGUCUAUAGAGCAGUUUUCCUUAUGGUAUCGGUCACAGUUAUCCUAGUGUCUAACUACAUCUGUAUUAUUCUAACAAUAUUCUCUAAUUAAAAGUAUUAUUUUAAAAUCAAAACAACUGAGAAUUCUUUUAAUAAUCCAGCACCAAUUCAUAUAAGGGCUUUCAUCAGAUUCAUUAAAUUUGGACUUGACUGUC